Molecule: messenger RNA, 793 nt
Organism: Brachypodium distachyon (stiff brome)
Lineage: Eukaryota; Viridiplantae; Streptophyta; Magnoliopsida; Poales; Poaceae
Product: mavicyanin
Exons: 1
Coding region: 80-649 (189 amino acids)
Cellular component (GO): plasma membrane
Molecular function (GO): electron transfer activity
Source: RefSeq, a predicted model, not a curated record
CCACACAACACCAUCGAUCCAUCGUCUCUUUUGCUAGUCGACAACACACAAACUCACAAAAUCCCUGAUCAUUCAAACCAUGGCGACCAAAGCUCUCCUUCUCGUCGCCAUGGCCGCAGCGGUGCUCGGGACUGCAUCCGGCGCCACCCACACGGUGGGCGCGCCGGGAGGAUCAUGGGAUCUCCAGACCAACCACGGCCAGUGGGCUUCCACCGUCAAGUUCCGCGCCGGUGACCAGCUGGUGUUCAAAUACGCCCGGGCGGCGCACAACGUCCUGGAGGUGAGCAAGGCGGACUACGACGCCUGCUCAAACUCCAGCCCGCUCGCGUCCUUCCACACCGGCAACGACGUCGUCCCGCUCCCGGCUGCCGGCAACCGGUACUUCAUCUGCGGCGUCCCCGGGCACUGCGACGGCGGCAUGAAGGUCCGGGUUAACGUGCAGGCAGCGGCUUCUUCCACCGAUGCCCCGUUGCCGGCGGGUCGCCGUGCGCUCUCGCCGGCAUCGGCGCCCUUGCCGAGCGCGAUCACACCUGCCGCUGGUGCCCAGGCGGUGCCUCCGUCGAGCUCGGCGGUGGCGGUCAGUGUUGGGUCCGUGGGUCUGUCUCUGGGUGGCAUCUUGGCAGCGGCUGGUCUCAUGGUCUUGUACUAGAAUCAAGUCGAUCAACACAAAGAAUGUCGGUCACUAUUGUUUUUAGUUUUUUUUUACACGUAUAAUUGAUCAUGUACGCUCGUUGCAUUUGUAUUUAGUAUUUGUUUGUUACAUAUAUACUUCAAUUAACUUGAUUGUGUUAAA